UACAUAUAGAGUAAUAACAAUUCCCAAAAUUUGAAGGUUUUGCUUAUAGCUUGGAUUUAAUAAAUAUCAACCGGGACAAUGGAUUGGCUUGGCAAAACUUUUGAAGGCACCUCUCAUGAAAUUUCAGCAAGGCAAUAUAAUUGGAAAUAUGGACAGAAUUCAUCAUGGAUUUCACAGCCAGAGAUUGAAGAAUUUGACCGAGCUAUUGCAAAAAUAUCACUUGGUGCAGAAGGAAAGGGGAAACACACGAUUAAUAAUGCUUCACAAGUGAAAGAAGAUGAACUUCUUGCGAGGGCCUUACAAGAAAGUCUGAAAGUUGGGCCUCCAAAUAGCUGGAAUAGAAAUGUGAAUCGAAAUGGAAACAUCUAUCAACCUAUACCCGUUCCAUAUUCAACAGGAUUUAGGAGAUGUGCUGGUUGCAAUCUUGUUAUUGAUCGUGGAGUAGGUCUAAGUCGAAUGGGUGCUGUUUGGCAUCCAGAAUGCUUCAGAUGCCGCAAAUGUAACUUACCAAUUGCAGAUAAUGAGUUUUCAUUAUCGGGAAAGGAUGUGUAUCAUAAGUCUUGCUACAAGGAAAACCAUCAUCCACGAUGUGAUGUUUGCCAAAAUUUUAUUCGCAUAAAUGCUGCUGGUUUUAUAGAAUAUAAGAUACAUCCAUUCUGGGAUCAGAAAUACUGCAUGUUUCAUGACCGUGAUGGCACUCCUAGGUGUUGUAGCUGUGAACGAAUCGAGAAAAAAGGAACACCCUUUGUAGCUCUUAAUGAUAGUCGGAAACUGUGCUUGGAGUGUCUUGAUUCUGCAAUCAUGGAUACUAACGAGUGUCAACCGUUGUAUCUUAAUAUACAACAAUACUAUGAAAGUUUGAAUAUGAAGAUUGAACAAAAGAUUCCUUUACUUCUGGUUGAAAGGCAAGCUCUUAAUGAGGCCAGGAAUGGAGAGCAAAAUGGCCAUUACCACAUGCCUGAAACCAGGGGACUCUGCCUUUCCGAGGAACAAACUAUUAGCACCGUUUCGAGACAACCAAGACUUGGGUUUGGAAAUCGGGUCCCAAGCAUGAGAAUAGAGCCUUAUAAGCUGAUUCGUCAUUGUGAGGUGACAGCAAUACUCGUUUUAUAUGGCCUUCCAAGGUUGCUUACUGGGUCAAUCUUAGCUCAUGAAAUGAUGCAUGCGUGGCUGCGACUCAAUGGCUACCGAACUCUGCGUCAAGAUGUUGAAGAAGGAAUAUGUCAAGUGCUAGGUCACAUGUGGUUAACUUCCCGAAUAGCCUGCAUAUCGAGACAAGAAAAAAAUCCUCCGUUUGAGAAAAAGCUUGCGGAAUUCUUUAAACACCAAAUCGAAUCUGAUACGUCUCAAGUGUAUGGAAAUGGUUUCAGAGCUGGUAAUCGGGCUGUGAAUAAGUAUGGGCUUCAAAAGACGUUACACCACAUACAAUCGACAGGGAACUUUCCAUAUUAAACAAGUUUUAUAUGAUAUAUCUUUUGUCGUUCUAGCCUCUUUAUAUAGUGUGAGAUUAUUAAGAAAGACAGUAUACCAUGAUAGGAUUGAUAUGGUACAUUAAAGUUUGUUUGUAA
Messenger RNA from Erigeron canadensis, 1568 nucleotides. RefSeq names its product protein DA1-related 1-like. The transcript has 12 exons. The record is from RefSeq and is a predicted model, not a curated record. Gene Ontology annotation, molecular function: ubiquitin binding. The coding region runs from base 79 to 1452 and encodes 457 amino acids. NCBI's taxonomy places the organism in Eukaryota, Viridiplantae, Streptophyta, Magnoliopsida, Asterales, Asteraceae.